This is a messenger RNA of Cuscuta epithymum, 1921 nucleotides long. NCBI's taxonomy places the organism in Eukaryota, Viridiplantae, Streptophyta, Magnoliopsida, Solanales, Convolvulaceae. The record is from the annotation of a GenBank genome assembly.
AAAGAGGAGAGAAAAGAUCUGGAAAUACUCCAUUUUCAUCCACCAUACAUGCACCAAGAGCAAGGGAGGAAGAAGGAAGGAAAAGAGAAGAGAAAAGAGGAGUUUAGGUGCGAAAACUUGUGAUUAAUAAGGUAAUGACUUCAUUAAUCCCAUUCCUUCUCUUUAAUCACAUUUCACACUCCUAGGAUAGUUCUACACAUGUAAAAGUGUAGAAUGGGGGUUGAAGGGUUGGUUUAUACCCAAAACGAACCUUGAGAGCCAAGUUGACGGGUUCACCGGAAAAUAACCUUUUGGAGGUUGUUUGUAUUGAUAUGGGUUUUAUGAUGAUAAAACCUUGUUAUUAACUUGUAUAAGGUAUUUCAAGAACUUUCACGGGGUUGAAAGGGUCGCCGGAGUUGUCGCCGGAGUUGGUUGAAGUUCACCGGAGUUUCACCGGAGCUCAAUAAGGGAGGCUAGAACUUCAUAAGCUUCUUUAAGGUUGAGGCUAGAGUCCUACUACCUGCACCUUCGCCAAGGGUGAUUGAUCAAAGAGGAAGACGUGAAAUGGAGGGUAGACACAUGGCUACGAGGAACAACCCGAGAGGGCAAACUCAGGCGACGUCCAUAGGGGCCAGCCAGGUUGCAUCCCGGGGUGCGAGAGGCGGUAGGAGAGGCCGUGGAGGCCGUGGAGGCCGUGGAGGCCGUGGAAGCCGUGGAGGUCAUCAGGCUCAAACCGUGAGCGAUGGCCAUGUUAGCUCGGUGCAUGGGACUCACACCGAGGAUUAUGACUCAACAUAUGUUCCCGAGACGGAACAUGAGGAGACCCCAUAUGAUGGGGGUGAUACGUACACUGAUGAUGACAAUGAUGAGAGUGAUGCCAAAUUCGCCCAGAUGGGUGAAUUGUUUGAGUGGUAUCAAAAGGAAAAGCUGAGGAGAGAUCUUAGGCGCCAAGCUAGGCGUGCCUCUCAGGGAGGUUCGGGUCAGGGAAGCCGGGGGGCUUCAGUGGCCAUUCCUGUGGCGACACAGGGGGUACAGGGGGGAGGUUUCUGUGUAAGAAUCUCCAAAUACCUCAAGGAGGCGAGGGCCUUGGGGUGUAAGUCAUUUGAUGGCAAGGGUGAUAUAUCGGUGGCUGCCGACUGGAUCAAGAAAUUGAAUGAGGCUGCUAGGGAUAUGCAGAUCGGGCUUGACAUAAAGCUAACGAUUGCUACCAGGCUACUAGAGGGGGUAGCUGCUGUAUGGUGGGAAGGCGUGGAAGGAAAGUUCCACGGUGAGACCACCUGGGAGAAAUUUGAAGUAGAAUUCUAUAAUCAGUACUACUCAGAGUUCGAAAAGAACCAGAAGAGGAAGGAGUACAUGACCCUGGUACAGGAGGAGGAUUGCUCGGUGAGGCAACUGGAACAAAGGUUCCGGGACUUGGCACGGUACAUACCCGAGUACGCCAUGGAUGAGAACCGUAUGGCUAAUCACUUCUGGGACACCCUACACUUGGAUAUCCGUGAUCGGGCUACCUACAAUCAUCACAUGACCUUUAGUGAGAUUGUGGAUCAGGGGCUACUUGGGGAAGCCAAGUGGAAUGAAAGGAAGAAGAGAGACGCCGAAGAGGCGAAGAAGAGAAGAUGGGGGAAUUCUGGACCCCAAGACCAUUCUCGGAAACAUCACGCCGGGAAUGGAAGAUCAUUCAGGGCGCCGGAACCACCGGCAAAGAAGAGUAAGGGCCCAGGAGGGCAAGGGCAUAGCUCGGGGAGCGUAAGGCCACCAAGGUGUCCAAACUGUAACAGGAAUCACUCCGGGAAGUGCAAUGAACCACCCCGGUGCUACAAGUGUGGUAGCACAAGCCACCUCAAACCCUCUUGCCCAAUGUUGAGUGGAGGUGGGCCAUCGGGAGCUGUGGAGGCACCUACGUCUGGAAGGGGUCGUGCAGGACCAUCUCAGGGCGGCACGG